Molecule: messenger RNA, 816 nt
Organism: Fusarium pseudograminearum CS3096
Lineage: Eukaryota; Fungi; Ascomycota; Sordariomycetes; Hypocreales; Nectriaceae
Exons: 1
Coding region: 1-816 (271 amino acids)
Source: RefSeq, a predicted model, not a curated record
AUGGUUUCUCGUACUUUGUUUGCUGGGGCUUUAGCUGUGUUCUCCUCUCGAGCUGUCAUUGCUGGACCAUGUCGUGUAGUUUCUUCCACCGAAGCUUCAUACUCGACCACUCUCGUUGUUUCUUCUUCCACUGAGGUUCAGUCCACAGGGACACUGGAGACUUCCCUUACUGUACCGACGACCGAUGUCACAACUUCUACUGUCAUUGAGGAGGCUACUACGGUCACUACUGAUGGUUUGACCACCACUGGAUCCGCCACUACCGCAACCACCAUCGCCGAGUCUGCCACCACUACCACUAUGGCCUACGCAGUCCCCACUUCCUUCAAGCUGCUUGCUGAUGGCAGUGAUGCCGAUGGCUUGGCAGUAAAGUCAAAUGGCAAUCCAGGCGGCUCGUUGGUCUUUGGUGAACUCCCAAAUUAUGAAGAGGUUGUAUUCAGCUUCGAAGAGGAGACAGGCUCUGUCCAGUAUGACUCCAAAGAUCUCUGCGUUUACUACGGCGAUUCAGAUCCGGCGGCCCAGAUCAUAACGUGCACAACCACACUAUCUGGCAGACAAUUCCCCCUUAGCUGCGAGAAGCCCGACAGCAACCAGCUCAAGUGCACGACACCAGGGAAGACGUGUUUUACCGCUGGGUCUAGCCCCAUAGCCGAAUGCGCUCCUACUGAUGAGGAUUGGGUUCAAUUCUUCGUUAGGCCGUACAUCAGCGGCUCAUUCCUGCUUUACCUUAGUAACAGGAACGCUAUAGCUGACGAGCUUGAUGAUAUGGACUUGAAAGCUGUUGAUCUUCGACUGAGGGGAGUGACGGAUACCUAG